This is a messenger RNA of Yarrowia lipolytica CLIB122, 1344 nucleotides long. RefSeq lists its product as uncharacterized. Gene Ontology annotation, biological process: tricarboxylic acid cycle. NCBI's taxonomy places the organism in Eukaryota, Fungi, Ascomycota, Dipodascomycetes, Dipodascales. Gene Ontology annotation, molecular function: dihydrolipoyllysine-residue succinyltransferase activity. Gene Ontology annotation, cellular component: mitochondrion; oxoglutarate dehydrogenase complex. The record is from RefSeq and is a predicted model, not a curated record.
AUGCUUAGAACAAUCAGAUCCCAAUCCAUGCGAAUGGCCUCCGCCUCGUCGCGAAGAAUGCUGUCUUCCGCCGCCUCCACAUCCAUGCUAAGACAAACGCUCAAGGCUCCCUCCAUGACCGCUCAGGUCACUCGACCCACCGUCAUGACCUUCAAGCCUGUUCUGCUGUCCCGAGGAUACGCCGACGUUGUUGAGGUGCCUCCCAUGGCCGAGUCUCUGACUGAGGGUACUCUGACCGCCUUUGAGAAGGACAUUGGAGACUUUGUCGAGGCCGAUGAGGAGAUCGCCACCAUCGAGACCGAUAAGAUUGAUGUUGCCGUCAACGCUCCCUUCGCCGGAACCAUCACCGAGUUCCUGGUCAAGCCCGACGACACCGUCACUGUCGGCCAGCCUCUUCUCAAGAUUGAGCGAGGCGAGGGCUCCAGCAGCGGUGGCUCCAAGCCUCCCAAGGAGAAGAAGGAGGAGAAGACGGAGGAGAAGGAGGAGCCUGCUCCCAAGGAGGAGUCUGCCCCUGCCCCUAAGAAGGAGGAGGCCCCCAAGAAGGAGGAGUCUGCCCCUGCUCCCAAGAAGGAGGAGAAGAAGCCCGCUCCCAAGGAGGAGAAGAAGACCGAUGCCACCGAGGGUCUCGGCGGCUUCCGAAAGGAGGAGCGAGUCAAGAUGAACCGAAUGCGACUUCGAAUUGCUGAGCGACUCAAGGAGUCCCAGAACACCGCCGCUUCUCUGACCACCUUCAACGAGGUCGACAUGUCCUCUCUGAUGGAGAUGCGAAAGCUCUACAAGGAUGAGAUGCUCAAGAAGACCGGCACCAAGCUUGGUUUCAUGGGUGCCUUCUCCAAGGCCGCCGCUCUGGCCAUGCGAGACGUUCCUGCCGUCAACGCUGCCAUUGAGGGCCCCAACGGUGGUGACACCAUUGUCUACCGAGACUACGUUGACAUUUCUGUCGCCGUCGCCACCCCCAAGGGUCUGGUGACCCCCGUUGUCCGAAACGUUGACCAGCUCGACGUCAUGGGCAUUGAGAAGGCCAUUCACGACCUCGGUGUCAAGGCCCGAGACAACAAGAUCACUCUUGAGGAUAUGGCCGGCGGAACCUUCACCAUCUCCAACGGUGGUGUUUUUGGCUCUCUCUUCGGUACCCCCAUCAUUAACAUGCCCCAGACUGCCGUUCUCGGUCUGCAUGGUGUCAAGGACCGAGCUGUCGUUGUUGACGGCCAGGUUGUUUCUCGACCAAUGAUGUACCUUGCAUUGACCUACGAUCACCGAGUUCUCGAUGGUCGUGAGGCUGUCGUUUUCCUCCGAACUAUCAAGGAGCUCAUUGAGGAUCCUCGAAAGAUGCUCCUUAUGUAA